GCGGCAACAGGCACGCUGACGGCCACGGCCAUGACGGCAGAGCGAAACGUGUUUCGUGCUAUUACCGCGCUUUUUGCGCUCGCAGGCUGCAGGAUGGGAUACUCGAAAAUUUUAGACAGUCCGAGCUUCGCCGAACCAAUCCAGAACACCACAGUGGCUGUAGGAAGAGAAGCGAUAUUAACUUGUGUAGUGGAGAAUCUGAACCCGUACAAAGUUGCUUGGUUACGGGUGGACACUCAGACAAUACUCACAAUUCAAGGCCACGUGAUAACGAAGAACCAUCGCAUCGGAGUUACCCACAGUGAGCAGAAAACGUGGUACCUUCAUAUAAAAGAGGUCAAGGAGAGUGAUAAAGGAUGGUAUAUGUGUCAGAUCAACACUGAUCCAAUGAAGAGUCAAGUAGGAUAUCUCGAUGUCGUUGGUAAGAAUGUUUUAGUAUCCCCGGAUAUACUCGAUACCCGAACGAGUCCAGAUUUGAUAGUUGACGAAGGAUCUAAUGUCAGUUUGCACUGCUCUGCGCGCGGAUCACCGGAACCUAACAUAACGUGGAAGAGGGAGGAUGGUCAAAUGAUUCCCCAAGGACCAGAUAACUACGUUGCGAGUGCAACCGGAUCCCCAUUGAAUAUUUCCAAGGUGAAAAGAGACCAUAUGGGUCCCUACUUAUGCAUAGCUUCCAAUGGUAUACCACCAUCUAUAAGUAAGAGGAUUAUGUUAAUCGUACAGUUUCCACCGACAAUCUGGAUAGAAUACCAAUUGGUUGGCGCAUAUGAAAAUCAAGAGGUAGUUCUCGAGUGUCAUUGUGAAGCAUUUCCCAAAUCUAUCAACUACUGGACGAGGGACAGAGGAGAAAUCAUAUCACAUAGCAACAAAUAUGUCCCAGAGUUGAUAGAAGAUGGAUACAGGACACACAUGAAACUUACCUUGAGAUAUCUGAUAGAGCCAGAUGAUUAUGGGAUUUAUAAGUGUGUAUCCAAGAAUUCUGUUGGUGAAAUGGAAGGGACAAUAAAUGUGUACAAAAUUCCUGAUCCAAACAGUAAGACUGUGGGACUAAUCAGUGGUAAAGGUUCAUCUAAACAUCCCAAAGAUACAACCUACCAACAAGGAAAGUCAACAAAAGAUGGAAAAAAUUUACUCUAUCACGAAAAUGAGGUGAGAGAUAAUUCAUCUCCAAGGACGAUCAUUUCAAGGUUUACUGUCGUCACAAUUCUGCUAUUCCAUCUAUGGAGCAUCAACUGAAGCAUUAUAUCAAAAUUCCAUUCGAUGGAUGGAGGGCUUAGUGAAAAAUCACAAAACAUUCACUUCGAGUGGCCAUCAACAUUAAAUUGACGUAAUCAUGUAUAAAACCUCAGUACAAUAGAAAUCAAAUUAUAUCCGCUGAUUGAAAAAUAAUAUUUCAAUUUCCGAUCUCAACUUGCCACUACUGGACGGUUACUGUUAUUGAAUUUUAUAGUUGUCAAUUAGAAUAGAAUUGUUGAUACAAUGUGGAAAAUCGCUUCAUUGAAUUCAUAAAGUUUUCUCGUUCAUUCGAUAUUAAGAGUUGAGGCAUACGCUAACAAUUUGAUCAACUGGAAUGAGGAUUUCCUACUUCUCUUGCUGAUUAUUGUAAUUAAACCAAUCCUGAUGUUAAUUCCUCAUCAGUCAAAUUUACUGAAAACUUCAAUGUCUCAUCUUAAUUGUCUCGAUAUACCGGAUAAUUUCAAAUCCAUGCUAAAUAAACGAAGAGGGCUGUUCUUCAACAAUUCCAAUUCCAAGCUAUUAAAUUCAGGGGAAAAUUGUAAGCUGCAGUCAGAGAAAAUAUAGUCAUAUCAACUGUUUCCAAGCAGUCAGGUAUCAAAUAUCAAUAGCUUACAGAUAAAUUUUAUGCUUUUGAAUUUUUAUUUGUAGUAGGGAUUAAGCUGAAAGAAAGUUUCUGGCAACGCUGAAAGCCAGUAAGGAAAACGCCCUCUUAAGAUAUUUCGCAUCAGUCUAGGAAUACCCUGUAUAUAGAAGGAUUUUCUAAAAUAAAUUUCAACUGAUGAUUCGACUGUUCUCAUGAAUGAGGAAAACAAUAAACUCUUCGAUGAUCGACAUUUAUUAUAUCCUAUAUACUCGAGAGUAUUUUUGUAUGCUUGUCAAAACUGAUAUAAUAUCAUAAUAAAAGGUGUACUGGUAAUUC
Coccinella septempunctata (seven-spotted ladybird) is the source of this 2155-nucleotide messenger RNA. RefSeq names its product lachesin-like. NCBI's taxonomy places the organism in Eukaryota, Metazoa, Arthropoda, Insecta, Coleoptera, Coccinellidae. Gene Ontology annotation, cellular component: neuron projection. The transcript has 10 exons. The coding region runs from base 31 to 1236 and encodes 401 amino acids. The record is from RefSeq and is a predicted model, not a curated record.